AUGGCACAGGAAGGUCGGCGGCGCAGACGACGGGCACAUCGCCGACGGCAACAAGACGAUAACAGCGAGGGCCAUCCUAAACGAUUUCUGCUCUGUAUUCCAUGGCCGCAAUCACGGCGCAUGCGAUCUCAGAUCCUCCGCUGCUUCAUUUCAGGCGGAUUCCUGACGCUCCUCCUCGCUGUCUAUUUAGCACUCUCCCUCACACAAAAUAUUCGCAGUAGCGAGUUUACCGUGUUGUUGAUUCUCAUCAUCUUGUUCGUCACAAUAUUCUUCUGUCACGGCCUGAUCCGGUUAUGCAUGCUUGUCAUCCGACCGCGGGUCGACGACGAGGCCAGGCCGCCAAUGCCGCAACUUUUGGCACCCGGCGGCUACGCCGUACCGCGAGAACCGAUCCGAGUCGUGCUGGCGCGCGAUGAAGAGGAGCAAGGGGAGGUCAGCGAGGCGGUCCUAGCCAAGCCCCCAGCCUACGGACUCUGGCGAGAGAGUGUGAGGGUUGAUCCCAACCGCAUCUACUGGCAGCGCAACCCGAACGCCGCGCCGAACGAGGGAACAUCCAGUCGCGGCGAUAGCAGCACUGGUCCUCGACCACCAUCUUACGCAUCAGAGGACGGAGUGAGCUAUGUCGUGGAAGCUCGACCCCGAUCCAUGGCCCCGGCAGCAAUGACUGACGUACUUACCCCACUACCUACACAUCCUUCCGAACGGGGGCGGAUGGGUGAACACAGGAGUGCAUGGUAG
This is a messenger RNA of Colletotrichum acutatum, 738 nucleotides long. RefSeq lists its product as uncharacterized. The transcript is spliced from 3 exons. The coding region runs from base 1 to 738 and encodes 245 amino acids. NCBI's taxonomy places the organism in Eukaryota, Fungi, Ascomycota, Sordariomycetes, Glomerellales, Glomerellaceae. The record is from RefSeq and is a predicted model, not a curated record.